CUUUGACAAUUGAUGUUGGAAGUAACUUCAUCCAGAUCGAGUUGUAAGAUUAUUGGAAGAAUGUUUAUCAGUGGUCCAAGAAUGAUGCUUGGUAUAUUUCGGAGAACAUUGAACCUGGGUCAGUGGCGUGCAGGUGGCACUGUGGUGCUACGAGACAAUUUUCUCAGGCCUGUGCAUAUUCAAGCUGGAGAGAAGGCUGAACUGACCAGAGUAUUUACCCAGAAUGAUGUAUUAGCAUUUUCGGAAUUAACAGGCGAUACUAAUCCACUUCACCUGAGCACGGAUUAUGCCCAAACGCACAGGUUUGCAAAGCCAGUUGUGCAUGGUGCGUUGGUAGGUGGAUUGAUAUCUGCACUUCUGGCAACCAAAAUACCUGGCUGCAUUCUUCUGUCACAAGAACUGCGUUUCUUCACCCCCCUGCACACGGGGGAAGAGGUCCUGGCUACUGCAGAGAUCGUGAAAAUAAAGAUGUCCAUCGCCUGGAUCGCAGUGUCGUGUGUUAUCAAAGAAAAUAACACGGUCAUUUUGAAAGGCGAGGUCAGGGUUAUGCUGCCAGAAGAUAAAGGUCAAAAUGUGUAAUUAGACUGAAAUCUGUGAGUGUUUUGUCAACGUUUUGCUUUGAAUGAAUGCCAUCAUUGUAUAUUCUGUACAAGUUGUUAAGAACAUACGAUGCGAAAAUGGAGAAUUCAGGCACCUCGCACUUCACGUUGGGAUUACGUUCUUGAAAAGCAGCGUGUAAUUCAAAAACGUGUGGGCUCGUAUACGUGACUGCGCUGCCAGACGGAAAUUUGAGCGUGUUAUUCCGCAAAUACGAGCAUGUGAAUCAAGCUCUGGUAUUAAAUGGAUCAAGUGCAUUGUUUCAAAAUGCAUAGAUCAAUCAUGCGUAAAAUGCGAGGCGUCUGGAUAUUGAUUGGAUGUCUGACAUGAUAUGCCAGUAAUUAUAAGGACUUUCUCAAUGGUAUUUUAUUGUAUAAAAUAAUGGAGUCGGGGGAUAUGGGGAGAAGGCAGGAACGGGGUACUGAUUGGGGAUGAUCAGCCAUGACCACAUUGAAUGGCAGUGCUGGCUCGAAGAGCCAAAUGACCAUUGUCACGUGAACUGAGACACAGUGAAAUUCAUAUUUGUAUUUGCUACAUCUAUGACCAGUAUAUUAAAGAAAAUAGGGGUGAGGGGUCGCUCCCUCCGACUAGCAAUCAACUCCCUAUCAAAUUCUGCAGAAAAAAAGCAGCAAUAGGCUUUGGAAGGUAAUGCAUAAACUGGACACAUGAUGGCACUAAGGAUCAUUAAUGUUGGCUUACAUGAAUUAUAAAUGGAACGAAAUACAGCCUGGUGUGUUCAUAUGUUUGAACACAAACUA
Molecule: messenger RNA, 1355 nt
Organism: Leucoraja erinaceus (little skate)
Lineage: Eukaryota; Metazoa; Chordata; Chondrichthyes; Rajiformes; Rajidae
Product: hydroxyacyl-thioester dehydratase type 2, mitochondrial-like
Exons: 1
Coding region: 13-579 (188 amino acids)
Source: RefSeq, a predicted model, not a curated record